Pelobates cultripes (western spadefoot toad) is the source of this 315-nucleotide messenger RNA. The record is from the annotation of a GenBank genome assembly. NCBI's taxonomy places the organism in Eukaryota, Metazoa, Chordata, Amphibia, Anura, Pelobatidae.
AUGGCCCUCCUGCGCUCUGAAAUAUCCACUCAAGAUAACCGCUUGAGAACUCUGGAGUCAUCUGCACAAAACUUUGCGAAUCACUCAUUGGCAACUGAUGUGGUGGUGUCCAGACAGGAUCAAUGCUGCGGUCAAAGAGACGCCACCUUGAAGACUUGGACAACUGAGGAUGCAGAUGCAAUAUCCAAGUACGAGGUGUACCCAAAUCUGAGGGCACAGAAGAUGUUGAGUGGACUCUUUCUGAUCUGUUCCAGUCUAUCCUGUGUGAGGAAGCACCAGAUCAAUUUAAAUUUGGGCUUGCCCAUAGGGCGGUAA